CCAUCUUCGAGUGGUGGUGACCUAGGAGGGAGGAGCUAAUGGGGAGGGAAGGUGGGCGGCUGCUGCUGCUGGCGGGUGAGACACGCCAGUCCUGGCAUCAGCCUAGCGGCGCAAUGGGAGUGAAGCUAGAGGUGUUCCGGAUGAUGCUGUAUCUCUCUUUUCCUGUUGCUAUGUUCUGGAUUUCAAAUCAGGCAGAGUAUUUUGAAGAAUAUGUAAUCAAGCGGAAGAGGGAGAUCUAUCCGCCUGAAGAUGAAUACGUGAGAAAAGAGCUGGAAGACUUCAAAGAGCGAAUGAGGAAGAUGCAAGAGGAGCGGCUACUAAAGGAGGCUAAGGAUUAGUUCCCCUUCUCCCCACUGUGUGCCUGUGGGGCAGAAGAUGCACUCUUAAGAAAAUUCUGAUCACUAGUGUCCUGCUUUGAUUGUGCUCAAAUGCCACUCCAAAAGAGACUGUGCACUAUGAAGGAAAUUGCAAUAUAUAAAAUUCCACUUUGUAUUCCCUUGAAAUGGUUCUGCACAUACCUGUUAGUACUUUACAGCCCUUCUUGAGGAUAGGAUGGGGCCAAAAGGGACCUGGCUGUGGGCUCUUUCUAGCACUGCAUGGGGCUGUUGUUCUGCCUCUUGCUACAUGCAACUGUGGAAGUGUGUUGCGGGUAGCUGUCUUCUGUUAGUUGCUUUCAAAAAAAGCACGGCAUGGGAAAAUGCAGCUUCUCCAUGGCUUCCAGUAAAGGCCGCUUAGUGUCUCCA
This is a messenger RNA of Hemicordylus capensis (graceful crag lizard), 743 nucleotides long. Its product is annotated as protein PET100 homolog, mitochondrial. Lineage: Eukaryota; Metazoa; Chordata; Lepidosauria; Squamata; Cordylidae. Gene Ontology annotation, biological process: mitochondrial respiratory chain complex IV assembly. The record is from RefSeq and is a predicted model, not a curated record. Gene Ontology annotation, cellular component: mitochondrial inner membrane; mitochondrion. The transcript is spliced from 4 exons. The coding region runs from base 39 to 338 and encodes 99 amino acids.